This is a messenger RNA of Grosmannia clavigera kw1407, 7587 nucleotides long. Its product is annotated as polyketide synthase. NCBI's taxonomy places the organism in Eukaryota, Fungi, Ascomycota, Sordariomycetes, Ophiostomatales, Ophiostomataceae. The record is from RefSeq and is a predicted model, not a curated record. Gene Ontology annotation, molecular function: phosphopantetheine binding; 3-oxoacyl-[acyl-carrier-protein] synthase activity; fatty acid synthase activity. Gene Ontology annotation, biological process: secondary metabolite biosynthetic process; fatty acid biosynthetic process. The transcript has 9 exons. Bases 1 to 7587 code for a protein of 2528 amino acids.
AUGGUCCUGGAAUCAACUUUGACUUCAGAUAUGCCAUUUUCGACAGCGGCUAGGCAGCGUACACCUAAAAUGAGUAACGGAGACGGGAGCAACGGGGUGGAGGCUGAGCCUGCUGGCGGAAGCAUGCCUAUUGCCCUUAUUGGAAUGAGUUGCCGAUUCCCUGGCGACGCUACCAACCCGGAGAAGUUUUGGAAGCUCUGUGCAGAGGGCCGGAGUGCAUGGUCCAAGAUCCCCGCUGACAGGUUCGACGUGAACGCGUUCUAUAAUCCAUCCGGCGAGCAGAGAACUACGACUAAAGUGAUCGGUGGGCACUUCCUCAGUGAGGACAUCGGACUCUUUGAUGCCACCUUUUUCAACAUGACGCCCGAAGUUGCUGCUUGCCGCCUCCAGCUCGAGUCCGUGUUUGAGGCGUUCGAGUCCUGCGGAGUGACGCUGGAGAAGAUCGCUGGCUCGCCAACGGGAGUCUAUGCUGCGACAUUUGUCAACGAUUACGUGGAUAGUCUUAUGCGGGACCCCGACACGUUCCCACGCUUUCUGCUGGCGGGGAACGGUGCCACGAUGAUGGCCAACCGGAUCUCACACUUUUAUGAUCUUCGCGGGCCCAGCCUGACGCUCGAUACGGGCUGCUCCAGUGCACUGGUCGCGCUGAACCAAGCUUGCCAGAGCCUCAUGCUCGGGGAUGCCAAGAUGGCUGUCGUGGCGGCUGCCAACCUGGCCAUCAACCCCGACAUUUUCAUCCUCAUGACCAGCCUGGGGGUCCUGAGUGCCGAGGGAAAGUCGUACGCCUUUGACGAUCGGGCGUCGGGCUAUGGCCGUGGCGAGGGUAUCGGCACGCUCAUCCUGAAGCCCCUGAAGGACGCGUUGCGCGAUGGCGAUCCGAUCCGGGCAAUUGUGCGGCAGACGUUCCUCAACCAGGACGGCAAGACGCCGACGAUCACGUCGCCGAGCCAGCUGGCCCAAGAAGAGCUCAUCCGCGACUGCUAUGCCCGGGCGGCUCUCGACCCGCUGGAGACGCCUUAUGCUGAAGCCCACGGGACAGGCACGCAGGUGGGCGACUCGACGGAAGCGGCAGCCCUGCAGGCGACGCUCGGAAGCGGUCGUCCUCGCGGCCAGCCUCUGCGGUUCGGCUCGGUGAAGACUAACAUCGGCCAUCUGGAGGCGACAAGUGGCAUCGCAGCCAUCAUCAAGGCAGCCAUGGCCAUGGAGAAGGGAUUUGUGCCCCCGAGCAUCAACUUCGAGACAGGGAGCAAGAAUAUUCCCUUUGACAAGUGGGACAUCAAGGUCCAGCAGCAGCUGGAGCCCUGGCCCCAGAUAGCACCACGGCGUGCAUCCAUCAACAAUUUCGGGUACGGGGGCUCGAAUGCACAUGUUAUACUGGAGGGCUGGUCAGGGGGAGUGAAUGGUGCGAGCAAGCGGCCAGAAUCGUCCACCAACGGAGAUGCGGUGGGUCGUACUGAUUCUGGCACCGUUGUCAAGCAUGGACAUGGGCUGCUGCCUCGCGUCUUCGUCCUGAGCGCAAAGGACGAGAGCGUAGGCCGAGCGAUGGCGACGCGGCUGGGCGCGUAUGUUGCUGAGAGUGCGCUCGAGGACGACGAGCUGCUGGGCCGCCUGGCCUACACGCUGAGCGAGCGUCAAUCGCGCUUCCCCUGGACCGUUGCGACCUCGGCAGCCAGCCGGGAGGAGCUGGUGAGCAAGCUCUCCUCUUCGGCACCGCCGCCUCAGCGAUCUGCCAUGGCGCCUAGGCUUGGCUUUGUCUUUACCGGCCAGGGCGCCCAGUGGUACGGGAUGGGCCGGGAGCUGAUCGGGGUGUACCCGGUCUUCACGGACACCUUGCGUGAGGCUGACGGAUAUCUUUGCGAGAUGGGAUCGCCCUGGUCGCUGAUGGAUGAGCUGAAGAAAGACGAGACCAAGAGCCGGGUGGGCGAGGGAGCGAUCGGGCCACCACUGUGCAUAGCCCUACAGGUGGCACUGUUCCGGCAGCUGGGAGCAUGGGGAAUCAAGCCGACGGCGAUGACGAGUCAUUCGAGCGGCGAGAUCGCGGCGGCCUGUGCAGCGGGCGUGCUGAGCCUGCGAGAGGUGAUGGCGAUGGUGUACGCGCGGGGGCAGCUGCUGGACGAGCUGAACCAGCAGUCAGCGCGACAGGGCGGGAUGAUGGCGGUAGGUCUGGGAGCAGAAGAAGCGCAGCAGCGAGCAUCCCGGCUGAAGAGAGGGUCGGUCGCGGUGGCGUGUCUGAACAGCCCAUCGAGCGUGACGAUGGCGGGCGACCAAGAGGCGAUGGAGGAGCUGCGAGAGCAGCUGGAGGCCGAGGGAGUGUUUGCGCGGCGGCUGAACAUGACGGUGGCCUUCCACUCGCACCACAUGGACACGGUCGGACCGGCAUACCUGAAGGCGCUGCGACAGACGCUCGGGCAACCGGGCAGCUUUGGCGACCUCGUGUACGCAUCACCAGUGACAGGCAGCCGGCUGGCCGAUGCGACGGUCAUGGGACCUGAGUACUGGGUACGCAGCAUUGUGCAGCCGGUGUUGUUUGUGGACGCUCUCCGGGCAGUGUGUGUGGACGAGGUCUCGGGAGGGCCGAUCGACAUGCUGGUCGAGAUCGGGCCUCACCGCGCUCUGGCCGGGCCCAUUCGCCAGUGUCUCCGGCUGCCCGAGUUCGGCGGCACAGACAUUGCAUACGGGUCCUGUCUGGUCCGUGGCGAAGACGCGGUGCGGACGAUGCAGGUCCUGGUGUCAUCGCUGGUCGCGAAGGGCUAUGCGGUCGAUCUGGACGCGGUCAACUGUCCGGGCGGCCAUGCGGGCCCGAUGGCGAUGUUGGUUGACCUGCCGGCGUAUCCGUGGGCUCACACGACGCGGUACUGGUGGGAGUCACGCAUCAACAAGGCGCACCGACAGCGCCGGGAACCGUGUCAUGAUCUCCUGGGCGCCCGGGUGUUGUCGGGCGGCAACCCGUCCAACACGACGUGGCGACACUUUUUCCGCGUGGCCGACCAGCCAUGGACGCGCGAGCACGUGGUGCAGGCCGAGAACGUGUAUCCCGGGGCUGGGAUGAUGUGCAUGGUGGUGCAGGCGAUGCAGCAGAUGUCGUCAGCGAGCGACCAGCAGCCGACCGGCUACCGGUUCCGCGAUGUCGACAUGCCGACGGCCCUGAUCGUACCCGAGACGCUCGACGGGAUCGAGGCGCAGCUCUGCCUGCAGGCGGCCAGCCUAGCCAUUCUCGGGCUUCAGACCUGGCGCCGCUUCUCGCUGCACAGCACCGACGGCGACGGCGGCUGGACAUACCACUGCAGCGGCCUCGUGGCGGCUGUCGUGGAGACCAGCCCGGACAGUCCGUCGCCGUGUGCCUGUGCCACCGGCUUUUUUGUCGACACGAACCCCGGCGAUCUGUUCCGGUACUUUCGCUCCGUCAGCAUCGUCCAUGGUCCCACGUUCCGGAACCUCUGCACGCUCGGCCAUGCGCCCGGCCAGGCCGUGACCGAUAUCGUCCUGGCCGACGAGACCGACGUGAUGCCUGGCCACUACCAGCAGGACCAUGUGAUGCAUCCGACCACGCUCGACUCCGUCUUUGUCACCGCCUACGCCUCGCUCCCGGGCUGCGGCGCGCGCAUGCAGACGGCCAUGCUGCCUCGCACGAUCAAGAGCAUGUUCGUCUCGACGGCCGUCAGUGCCGUGCCCGGCGACAGGCUGCACGCACACGCGGUCCUGCACGAGCACAGCGACCAGGGCUUCUGCGCUUCCAUCGAGGUGCGGAGCGGCACGGGACACGAUGGUCCCAUCGUCGUGCAGGUGGAAGAGAUCACGUGCCAAUCGCUAGGAGAAUACCGGACCCAAGACAGCCAGGACGACAACAUCUGCUUCGCCGUGCGCUGGGAGGAGGACCUUGCCCUGACGAGCCUGUCGGAUCUAGCGCGCAGGCUGACGACAUCGCGCAGCCGCUCAGAGGUCAACAGCUGCAGCCGCGUGCAGCGGGCGUGUCGCUACUUUGUGCAGGACGCCCUCUCGUUCCUGUCCAGCCGCGACAUCCCCGCUCUGCCGGUCCAUCUCAGGCGAUACUAUGCGUGGAUGAAGGAACAGACGACAGGAACAGCUUCGCCCACACAGGAGCAUGACGACAAGGAGAGUCUCUUCCAAGCCGUGUCUGCCGAGAGCGUGGAGGGAGAGAUGAUUUGUCGCAUCGGACGGAAUCUCUUGCGAAUUCUGCGCCAGGAAGUCACGGCCGAGGAGCUCCUGCAGCAAGACCAGCUGAUGCAUCGCUACGACGGAGACAGCCUUCGGAUGCGUCGCUCACACCAACACGUCGCCCACCUGGUGACGCUGCUGACGCACAAGAACCCACACGUCCGCAUCCUGGAGCUAGGUGUCGGCACGGGCGCAUGUGCCGAGGCCGUCCUGUCUGUCCUGAGCAGCAGCAGCGAGAGCACAGGGCCCCGGUUCAUGUCCUAUGACGUGUCCGAUACCUCGUCCGACCGCUUUGACGAGGCCAGGCAAAACCUGGAGGCAUGGGACGGUCUCUUGACCUACCGCACCCUCAACACAGAAUUCGACCCGGGAGAGCAGGGUUUCGAGCUGGCAUCAUACGACAUCAUCAUCGCACGUCAGGCCCUAGACGUCUUGGCCCCUGUGCGAAGCCUGCUCCGAGAUGGCGGUAUGCUCAUUCAGGUCGAGAGGACGCGCGAUGCCAUCGACCUGCACCUGGUCCAUGGACUGCUCCACGAGUACAACCAACACAGCCCGGUCCUGGCUACGGACAUUCGGAAUGCUGCUCUUCGCAAUGCCGGCUUCAGCGACCUUUGCAUCCAGAUCAGCGACUGCCAAGACGAGGGAAGCGAGGCCUUUACCGUAGGCAUGGCCACAGCGGUGUCUCCAGUCACGAAUACGAAUACAAAUACAAAUACAAACGCUUCCGGCUCUGGGAUUCUGCUGACGCACAGCCAACCGAUCCCGCCUGCCUGGCCUCGGACAUGGCUGCGCCGGCUGCAGGAUGGCCUGCGAGACGCGCAGCAGGGUGAGGUGACGGUUGAGGGACUCGAGACGGCGCAGCCGGCGAACCGGCUCUGCAUCUUCGUGGACGACGCCGAGAACCCAGUCCUGAUGCAGCCGACCGAGCCGGCCUUUGCUCGCAUGCAGCAUCUGUGCACGACAGCCAGCGGCGUCCUAUGGAUCGCACAGGGCGGUGCAGCCGGCUGCGAGAAUCCCUUUGCGGCCCUGCAUCUGGGCUUCCUGCGCACGCUGCGCAGCGAACACGCCCACAUCCGGUAUGUGUCCGUGGACCUCGACGCCGGUCCGGAUGCAUGGUCUGUCGCUGCUGCCGAUGCGCUGCUCGCCAUCCUGACGACUGCCUUGGACCCGUCGCGCGACCGGGCCUCGCUCGAUUGCGAAUAUGCCGUCCGGGGUCGUUCCGUCUUGAUCCCGCGGCUCUACGAGAGCGUGACCGAGACCGAGGCCAUCCGCCACCAGAGCGCCGACACCACCGAGCCGCUGUCGUUUGCACAGCCCAGCCGUCCGCUCCGGCUGGGCGUCGGUGCCCCCGGCAUGCUGGACAGCCUCCGGUUCGAGGACGACCCCGAUGUCCACACAGACGACUUGGCCGGUGGUCUGGUCGAGAUCGACCCGCAAGCCUUUGGCCUCAACUUCCGCGACGUCAUGGUGGCCAUGGGCCAGCUCGACAGUCGUCUCAUGGGCUUCGAGUGCAGCGGCAUCAUCACCCGGCUCGGUCCCGAUGUGCCCGACAGCUUGUCCGUGGGCGACCGCGUCUGUGCCCUUCUGCGCGGACACUGGGCCACGCGCACUUCGGUCCACUGGUCGAGUGUGGCGCGCGUGCCCGACGACAUGUCCUUGGCCGUCGCCGCCUCCGUGCCCGUCACCUUUGUCACCGCAUACUACGCCCUGCACGUCCUCGCACGCAUCCAACCCGGGGACACCGUCCUGAUCCACGCCGCGGCUGGAGGCACCGGUCAGGCUGCCCUGAUGCUGGCCAAGCACGUCGGGGCUGUCAUCUACGCCACGGCCGGCACGCCGGAAAAGCGCGACUUUCUAGUUGGCCGAUAUGGCAUCCCGGCCGAUAACGUCUUCUCCAGCCGCGACAAGUCCUUCGCCGCCGGCAUUCAACAGGCCACUGCCGGUCAGGGCGUCGAUAUCGUUCUCAACUCGCUCGCUGGUGACCUCCUGCACGAGACCUGGUCCUGCAUCGGCCAGUUCGGCCGCUUUGUCGAGAUUGGCCGCCGCGAUAUGGAACUCAACCGCAGCUUGCAGAUGCAUCCCUUCACCCGUGCCGUCACCUUCUCGGCCGUCGAUCUGAUCAAGCUCGGCGAGCUGCGCCCAGACACCGUCCAUGCCGCUCUCUCGGCCGUCAUGCAGCUCUUCCGCCAGGGCGCCAUCCAGCCUGUCGCCCCCAUCACUACCUACCCCCUCGCCGACCUGGAAAGGGCCUUCCGCACCAUGCAGGCCGGACGCCACCUCGGCAAGAUCGUCGUCGUCCCCCACCAAAACGAUAUCGUGCCCGUCAAGAUCCGGACCUUUCACUUGUCGCCUGCCGCCUCCUACCUGGUCGUUGGCGGCAUGGGUGGCAUCGGCCGUUCCGUCACACAGAGACUAGUCGAGCGUGGAGCCCAGCACAUCAUCCUGCUCUCGAGACAGGCCGCGUCGCGCCAGAACGCCCCCUUCCUCGAGGCUAUGCGCGCUUCCGGCAUCGACAUCGUCGCCUUCGACACCGACAUCGCAGACGGUCCGUCCUUGGCCGAGACCAUCCAGACAGCCAAGGCCAUCAUGCCACCCAUCCGGGGCGUCAUCCAGAGCGCCAUGGUCCUGCGGGACUCUAUAUUCGAGAACAUGACAUGGCAAGACUGGAUUGCCGCCGUCCGCCCCAAGGUCCAGGGCACGUGGAACCUGCAUCGUCAGUUUGCCCAGCCGGACGAUCUCGACUUCUUCAUCACGCUCUCGUCCGCCUGCGGUGUCGUGGGCAACGCCGGCCAGGCCAACUAUGCUGCCGGCGGCACCUUCCAGGACGCCCUGGCGCGGUACCGCCACGCGCGUGGCCUGGCUGCCGUCUCGCUCGAUCUGGGCCCGGUCGCGUCUGUGGGAUACGUCGCCGACAACGAGGCCGUCACGAACAGCCUGAAGCGCCAGGGCUUCCGCACCGUCGAGCAGGAAGAGAUUGUUGUCGGCCUGUCCGUCGGUGGCGACAUCAGCAGGGAGGACGCGCCGCUAGCCAUUGACGUCCGCUUCGCCAGUUUGCGACGUAUCUCGACAGCGGCCAGUCCCAACCGCAAAGGCGACGCCGCGUCCAGCUUGGCGAGCGCCCUCCCCCAGGCCAAGUCCUGGAAUGAUGCCGUCCAGGCUGUCUGCGCUGCCAUCGUCGAGAAGCUCACCCGCAUGCUCACGCUGUCCGAGGCGGACAUUGACGUUCGCAUGUCCGUGUCCCAUUACGGCGUCGACUCGCUCGUCGCCGUAGAGCUGCGCAACUGGAUCAGUGCUUCUCUGCACAGCGAAAUCUCCGUCUUUGACAUCAUGCAAGCCCGGUCCAUCACUGGCCUGGCGCAGUCGACGUGUGCCAAGAGCAAGCUGGUUAGCGAUAACCUCAAACCGGCUUAG